Molecule: messenger RNA, 1136 nt
Organism: Solanum dulcamara
Lineage: Eukaryota; Viridiplantae; Streptophyta; Magnoliopsida; Solanales; Solanaceae
Product: AT-rich interactive domain-containing protein 1-like
Exons: 2
Coding region: 112-906 (264 amino acids)
Source: RefSeq, a predicted model, not a curated record
GGGCUGCGUAAGUUGCUGCUAAAGGAGCUUGUGCUGCUGUCAACCGGGGAACUUGGAUAACCCUUUCACUCGACCAAAGCUUUCAUUCACGCUUGAUUCUGUUGCACUAGUAUGACGAAAGCAAAAGAACUACUGGAUCCGGCCUUGACCUAUGAGAAGAAAACAGAAUGGUGUGAUUUCAUCUAUGAAGAUCGCGAGAAAUUGGUAAUCCCAGUAGGACCAAGGUUUCAGGCUGAUGUUCCAGAUUGGCCCAACUAUCAGAAUAAGGGAACUCCAGUUAUAGCAGCAGAUAUUGCAUUAAGAGCUUCUAUUCCAUCAAAGAAGGAAAUGGUAUGCAAGUAUAAAGAGGAGGAAUCUGAUACUUCAAAAUGGCUUGGUACACCGGUGUGGCCAACAGAUGACAAUCUAGAAAACAAGGAAGUUAACGAGGAGUUGAUUGGGAAAGGGAGAAACAAACAUUGUACUUGUGAGUCCCCUGAAUCUGUUGAAUGUGUUAAAAGACAUGUUAAAGAAGAAAUCACGAAGUUGAAGUCUGAACUGGAGACAGCCUUUAAUAUCUGGAAGUUUGAUGAGAUGGGAGAAGAAGUUUCCAAGUUGUGGAACACUAUGGAACAAAAAACGUUCAGCUCCCUCGCUGAGAUGAGUCUGUCUAAAGGUAAAAGCUUCUUGAAACCAGCAUUAACAUCUCUUCCUUCCAAGAACAGGCAAAGCAUCAUCAACUAUUACUUCAAUGUUCACAUUCCUCAGCGUAUCAGAUCAAGUUGUAAAACAAUUAACACAGAUGAUGAAGAGGAGGAAGAGGAGGUCACUACUCCCAAACGUUCUCGUAAAAGGAAUCGAGCAAAAAAUAGUGCCUCUUCUAGUUCUAAAUCUAUGAAGACAAAGUACCUAAGUGGUCGACGAUGACACUGGAAGUAUCAAUACACAUUCAUUUUUUGUUGACAUAGAAAUGGAACAUACAGAGGAAAAUGUAGUUUAUCUCUCAAUCCUGGGAGAAUUUUGGGAUGGGGUUCACAUUUUAUACAUAGGUUUUAAAGCCAAGAAAAGGUGACAUUUUUUGGAUAUUGAUGCAAAGUAUUUUGGUCUGAUAGGAUAGCACAACAAAAAAGUAUACAUAAAUAUAUUGAUUGCUACAA